AUGUGUCUUUCAUACAUAUAUAACUAUACUUUGUUAUUGUUUCUCUUAGUGAAAAAUUUCAAUGAUGUUGAACUUCGUACAAAACUACAAGAACGUCUGUAUUCUGCUCAAUUAAACUCUCCCGACUUGACAUGUGCUAACCAUCAAGGUCAAACGAUACAGUGUCAAAACGGAUUUUGUCAACUAGUUCGUCGUAGUCCAACUUCUGUCGAUCGUCUCUGCGUUUCUCAAGGUCAAGGCACAAAUCCAUCUGGUAUUGUCAUAAAAACCACUACUAAUCCUGCGCUUUACACAGAAAGAAGCUAUACAUAUGCUUGCAAUAAACCUAUGUGCAAUGGAGUCGAAAUCGAAGCAAGUGUACAACGAUUGCUAGAACAGUAUGAGCUAAUACCAUCACCACAAACAAUCGUCACAAUAACUGACAGUCCAAUUGCAUCGGAAUCGACAUCAAUCUAA
Adineta ricciae is the source of this 456-nucleotide messenger RNA. The record is from the annotation of a GenBank genome assembly. NCBI's taxonomy places the organism in Eukaryota, Metazoa, Rotifera, Eurotatoria, Adinetida, Adinetidae.